Messenger RNA from Limulus polyphemus (Atlantic horseshoe crab), 3035 nucleotides. RefSeq names its product protein FAM214A-like. The record is from RefSeq and is a predicted model, not a curated record. Lineage: Eukaryota; Metazoa; Arthropoda; Merostomata; Xiphosura; Limulidae. Bases 202 to 2982 code for a protein of 926 amino acids. The transcript is spliced from 11 exons.
UGAUUCAUCAGCCCUGAGAUGUUGGAAUUGCGAAUCAGCUGGUCUGUUUAUGAAAGACUGAAACGUCAGAAUUCUGAGUAAGGUUAGAAUGGGAACGUUUUGUGAGAAGUCUAAGAAAGCAGUGGAAUUAUGCUGUAUUCAGCACGAAUAGUUUUGUUUAAAAUUUAGAAGAUAUUUUAGAGAUACGUUUCAGAGGAGAGCAUGAAACCAAACGAAGAUAUGCAUGGUUCUGUGGAAGAAGUAGAGUUGGAUCCCUGUGAUCUUUAUGUUAGUUUGGGUACACUCAUUGUUGAAGGUCGACUGCCUGGGCUUACAGAGAGAGGUUAUGGGGGAGGUCCACACUGUUUACCACCUCACGGUCAAAACAGACAUGAAUGUGACCUUAAUAAUGAAGUAUGCCAGCGACAGGCUGUUUUACUGAAACAUAUGCUUCUUCUUUGGAAAAAUGGCAUUCCCAUGUCCAUUGAGGUUAUUUUACAUCCUGACUGUUGUAAGCUAGAAAACUUUGAGAGUCUAAACGUUGAAGCAUCAUCUAAUAUUGAUACAUCAUCUGUUCUGUUAGAACAGUGGAAUGUUCACAUGCUACCAAAAAAAGUUCCCGAUGCAAAUACAACAUCUCGAGGGUUGAUCCUAGCAGUGCGCUCUUUUUUGUAUUUUUCGCAAUUAAGUGCCUGGCUUAAUCUUUCAGGAGGAAAAUUUCCACAAAAUGUACAGUAUAGAAUCUGUGUCCCAGGAGAAGCCUUUUCAAACAAAUUCUCCAAACCACCAGAAAUGCAUGUUUUUCCUUUGGCAAAUGUUGGAAGAAACAAUGCCAUGAAAGUAACAGUGCGAACAUUACCCCGUGAUGUUCAUAUUACUUUACAAUGCAAGGUUCAUGAAAGGCCAAAUACAGAAGAGCAUAAGAAUACAGGGACUUUCAACAAAACAAAAAUUGGCAACAAAGAUGAAACAUUUUCAGAAUAUGACAAGAAAAAGUUCAUCAGUAGUGACCAAAGAUCAAGAAUUGACAAAUACUACAAAGGAAAAGCUGACAGAUUAUUUGAAAAAGUACCAUCACGAACCUCAAGUCCUGCUGAUUCCAUGUUGGGAGACAGUCUUCUCGAUCCACCACAAUCCUUACAGAUGUAUCCUAAACGUUACCAGUCACCCUCCCGCAGUGGCAGUCCCAGUAUUGAGGCUCCUGAAAGGCUUAUGCUGGGUCCUAGUUCCUGCAAGAGGGAGUAUGAAAAGCAAAAGUGUUGUGUUUAUAGAAGACCUCAGCGUCGUCCAGUUGUGGAACGCUUUUUGAAAAAUGAAUUUGGAGGAGUGUCUUCAGGGUCAUCUUUAAAAUAUCCAGAAGUGAGUUUGGAUUUUGUGAAGUCGGAAUCAGUAAAACAGAAAAUAAGUAGCUUAACCAAAUCAAGUGAAAUGAGCUCAUAUUAUUGUGAUGCAUCAGUUACACCUACCUUGCCAAACCAAGAAAUGCAGUUUGUGCUUGAAAGAUUACGGCAUCAGUUUCCACGCAAUAAACACAUCACUAAAUCUACAGACCUGUAUCAUACUAAUUCUGUGCAAUACAAACAUAAUUUUUACUUGAAUAUACCAAGGAAAAAAAUUCUUCCUCAGUCCUUCGAAAGCUCGCAUCCCAAACCAAACCAGAAACAUGAAUACAGCUCUGAUAUUCCUUCCAUAAAAAAUGAAGUAUCAAAAGAUUCUGAUCAAGAGCUUCAAAGCAUUGUUUCAGCUUUUUCAAACCUUCACUUGGAACCUGUUAUUAAAAAUGAAUCAGUCAGUGCAAAUACAAAACAAAUUUCAUAUCUACAAACUUGUAAUACUAGUUUAUUAAAUUGUGAAACAAAGCAAUUUUGUGAUACCUCAGAGGCCUUAAAGGCAAAGAAAGAAACUGCAGGUAAAGCAUAUGAGAUGGUGGAGAAAGGAUCCCAAACCAUGUUUUAUUUUCAACAUGACCAUGAAAGCUUGGAGACAGAAAACUCAACAAAUGGAUUUUCGCAGGCUUCUUCUGAAAUCCUUUGCACUUCAAAAGCAUUAGAUGAAAACCCUGGUAUGCAAGAGGAUGAAAGUGAUACUUCUAUAAAAGCAAAACAAGACAAAAAUGACAACGAUCAGCAAGACAUAAAAUAUCAGAAACUUCCUCAUUGUAAAACAUGGAGUGAAGGAUUAAGUCAGCUUCGUGCUAAAGCCUGUUUGGUUAAAAGGAAUCGUCUCCUGAAGCAAAUUUUACCUGGAAUUCAAAAUGGUUCAUCCUUGUCUGUAUCAGAGAAUCAAAAGGAAGUAAGAGCAUCUGGGGAUAGCAGAGUACCAUCUGCAGAAGCCAAAGCCAAGUUUAGACGUUCACUUGACAGUGCCACUAGUUUAGUAUUUUAUAAGUCUAGUGGGUUGCCUCUUACAUCAAGUCCUGCUCCUAUACGAAAAUCGGGAACUUGCUUUGAUUUUGACAGCUCCUUGACAUCAGUGUCAGCCAUUAAGAGGGCUUUGUUUGAAAAGAACCCUGAGGAAGAUGACCAAAGUAACUUUUUAAGUAUCAGUGCCCCACCAUCCACAACUACAAGUAGCUUACUUUGCAAUUUUGAGGAAUCUGUUUUAAAUGGUUGUCUAGAGCCAGUUAGUACAGUAGAGGGAUUUACUGCAGAAAUUGGUGCUAGUGGAUCAUUCUGUCCCCGCCACAAGACAUUUCCUGUCACUGUGUUCUUCUAUACUUUAGAAGAAGUUGACAAAGUUGUUUCCCCCUAUCUUGGUCACAUCAGUCUAGGGAGGAAAGGCUACCAUGUUCCAAAACAAGGAACUGUUCAAGUGACUUUAUUCAAUCCACACCGAACAGUAGUCAAGAUGUUUGUAGUGAGGUAUAAUCUGUCAGACAUGCCACCAAACUGCCAAACUUUUCUGCGUCAGCGAACGCUCUACAUGCCAGUAGGAGCUUCUCAAAAUGAUCCCGAGGCUCGAAAAUGGCUGAGGUAUCUCGUACAUCUCAGGUGUGUAAAUUAAUUAACCUUGUUUAAGGGUUUGAAAAAGAAAUUUAGAUCUUCUUAAAAAAUAAU